Molecule: messenger RNA, 3888 nt
Organism: Aspergillus alliaceus
Lineage: Eukaryota; Fungi; Ascomycota; Eurotiomycetes; Eurotiales; Aspergillaceae
Product: proteasome regulatory particle base subunit RPN2
Exons: 5
Coding region: 241-3648 (1135 amino acids)
Biological process (GO): regulation of protein catabolic process; proteasome-mediated ubiquitin-dependent protein catabolic process
Cellular component (GO): proteasome storage granule; nucleus; proteasome complex
Molecular function (GO): enzyme regulator activity
Source: RefSeq, a predicted model, not a curated record
CAGCCUGGAAGGCCGUUGACGUGUGCCUCACCUGCAAAGCUUCCAGCUUACUCCCACUCCCCAUCUAUUUUCCCUCUUCUCUUCUAUCUUCUCUCCCAUCAUUUUUUGGUAGGCUUUUCAUUUUGCGGUCCUAGGUAUAGACCUGUGCCCUUCCAUCACCCUCGUGGGCCGAUUCAGCUAUCCUAAAGCUCCGUUGAAGCUGUCGCCUCAUCCCUCUAGCGACAACAUAAUCCGUCAGAGAUGGUUGGACUUGCUUCGGCCGCUGGCCUCGUUGGCUUUCUUUCUGAGCCAGACGCCGAGUUGAGAGUUUUCGCUUUAAAGACUUUAGAUUCUCAGAUCGACUUGCUCUGGACAGAAGUGGUGGAUGCUGUUCCGCAAAUAGAGGCUCUUUACGAAGAUGAGACGUUCCCAGAACGCGAGCUCGCGGCUUUAGUCGCCGCUAAAGUUUACUAUCACCUUCAGGAAUAUAAUGAGAGUAUGGUAUUUGCGCUUGGGGCGGGAAAGCUGUUCAAGUUAGACAAUGGGGGAGAGUUUGAGGAAACUAUUAUUGCUAAAUGCGUCGACACCUUCAUCUCACUCUCCGCUGCCCAGCGCCCUGCCACUGGUGACCAGCCGGCCAACCUUAACACUGCCUUCCCAACUUCCAGCGAAGGUGCUACAAGCACUUCUGCCAGCUUAACGUCCCCGAUCACGCCGUUUUCGCAGUCGGCUUUGCCUUCAAAGUCACUGCUUUCCCGACAAGAAGUACCAGGCGUCGAUGCGUCUUAUUCUGGUGGAGAUGAUGCCAGCGUCAACCAGGUUGAAACGCCACUCGUCCUCAAGAGAGGUGUUCAAGGCCAGUUGCAGGCCGUUGUCGAACGUCUGUUUGAGCAAUGCUUUGUUCAAAAGCGGUAUCGCCAAGUGAUCGGUAUUGCCAUUGAAGCGAAGAGCUUGGAUGUACUUCGGCGAGCCAUCAUUCAAGCAAGUGAAGAUGAAAAGAAAUUGAACGGCGAAUCUCGAAGGAGUGAAGAGCUGAUGGAAUAUGUACUGGACAUUUGCAUGGGCAUUGUGCAGGAGCGUGCUUUCCGUAAUGAGAUUCUCAAACUCAUUUUGGAGCUCUUGAAUGAGAUCCCCAAUCCCGAUUACUUCUCGAUUGCCAAAUGUGUCGUGUACCUCAACGAACACUCUAUGGCAUCUGUCAUUCUCCGCCAGUUAGUCGAGAAGGGCGACGCACGAUCCCUCGCUGUAGCCUACCAAAUCUCCUUUGAUCUUUAUGAUAACAGCACGCAAGAAUUCCUCCAGAAGGUCCGCCAAGAAAUUGCCGAACUUGUGCCAGAGGCAGAGGCUGAGGAAAAGGAGGAUGCGGCGGAAAAUGAUCAGGAACCGAAGGAGUCCGAUCCUUUAUUAGAAGACCAGUCCAGCUCUACACAGCCUAAGUCUAUCGGAGCUAACGACGAUAAAUCUAAGCUCUCAACUGAAUCACAGUCGGCAUUUAGGAAUAUUCUCGAUAUCCUUGACGGCAUUAAGAGUAUUCAACUAAACUUGGAAUUCCUGUACAGAAACAAUAAGGCUGAUAUCGCUAUCUUGAAUAAGAUCCGGGAUAGCCUGGAAGCCCGGAACUCCAUCUUCCACACUGCUGUCACACUCUCCAAUGCGUUCAUGCAUGCCGGCACCACGCACGACAAGUUUUUCCGAGACAACUUGGAAUGGUUAGGAAAGGCUGUCAACUGGUCCAAGUUCACAGCCACGGCUGCUCUCGGUGUCAUCCAUCGUGGUAACCUGAGUCAAGGCCAAAAGCUCCUACAGCCAUACCUUCCAAGGGAACAUAUCGCUGGUGUCGGGGGAUCGGGCUCGGUCUAUAGCCAAGGUGGAUCGUUGUAUGCCUUCGGUUUGAUAUAUGCCAACCAUGGCGGCAUGGCAGUUGACCUUAUCCGCGAUCACUUCAAGAAGGCGACUGAGGAAGUUGUUCAGCAUGGUGGAGCUUUGGGUCUAGGUGUUGCCGGCAUGGCGACGGGGGAUGAAGGUAUCUACGAAGACUUGCGAAACGUCUUGUACACUGAUUCUGCCAUCAAUGGAGAGGCUGUCGGUCUGGCUAUGGGCUUGGUCAUGCUGGGAACUGGUAACAUGAGGGCUCUAGAGGACAUGAUUCAGUAUGCCCAUGAGACGCAACACGAGAAGAUUGUUCGCGGCCUUGCUAUGGGAAUGGCCCUGAUCAUGUACGCCCGCCAGGAGGCCGCCGAUGAACUGAUCAAUGGCCUCUUGGGUGACCCCGAUCCCACUCUCCGUUACGGUGGUAUCAUGACCAUUGCUCUCGCCUAUUGCGGGAGCGGUAGCAACAAGGCUGUCCGUAAGCUCCUCCAUGUUGCUGUCAGCGAUGUCAACGAUGAUGUGCGACGUAUCGCGGUGCUUAGCUUGGGCUUCAUCCUUUUCAGAAAGUACCAGAGCGUACCCCGUAUGGUAGAACUCCUCUCGGAGUCCUAUAACCCCCACGUCCGGUAUGGUGCCGCAAUGGCCCUCGGUAUCUCAUGCGCUGGAACUGGCUUGGAUGAGGCCAUCGACCUGCUCGAGCCGAUGCUCAAGGAUUCUACGGACUUUGUAAGGCAGGGAGCUCUGAUCUCCCUAGCUAUGGUGUUGGUUCAGCAAAACGAGGCUAUGAACCCCCGAGUCAGCAGCCUGCGCAAGGCCAUGAUGAAGAUGAUUGGAGAUAGACACGAGGAUGCCAUGGCUAAGUUUGGUUGUGCAGUGGCUCUUGGUAUCAUCGAUGCUGGUGGCCGGAAUUGCACUAUCAGCUUGCAGACGCAGACUGGCAACCUUAACAUGCCGGGAAUUGUCGGUGCUGCUGUGUUUAUUCAAUACUGGUACUGGUUCCCUCUCACCCAUUUCCUGUCACUCAGCUUCGCACCCACAUCCGUGAUCGGUGUGGAUCAGAAACUCGAAGUCCCCUUCUUCAAGUUCCACAGCAACACCAGGCCGAGCCUGUUUGACUAUCCCCCAGAGCAGCAGGUUAAAACCGAGGAGGCACCGGAGAAAAUAAAAACUGCGGUUCUAUCCACCACAGCCCAAGCCAAGCGCCGCGCCCAGCGCCGAGAAAAACAGCAGCGACGGGAGAGUAUGGACAUCGAUCAGACACCUACCACUCCGAAGGUGUCGGAUCAAAUGCAAGAUAGGAUGGAAACGGACGAUGCCGCCACCAAAGUUGAAGACGACACUAAGGAAGGGGAGAAGGAGACCAGCGAUGGUCAAAGAAAGAAGGUGGAACGGGAACGGGUUGGAUAUGAGCUCGAGAACAUGUCAAGGGUCCUCCCCGCUCAACUAAAGUACCUCACAUUCCCCGAUCCGCGGUAUGAGCCGGUCAAACGACCUACUGGUGGAGUAGUUGUCGUGCUAGAUAACAAGCCAGAAGAGGAGCGGGAGACAAUUGAAAUGAAGGCCAGCAAGGAGGUUAGACAGCCUGCAGCAGCGGCAGAGACACUUCAAGACCGGUUGCAAGCUGCCAUUGGUGCGGCCGCCCUCCAGACCCCUCAACGGGGUUCGGGUCGUCUGGCAGAAGCAGCUGCAGGAGCUGCGGCUGCAGCGGGUGUCCUGACAGCGGUGGACGAAGAUGACGAGGAUGACGAGGAGGCUCCCGUUCCCGAGGAGUUCGAAUAUGAAACCGACGCUGACGAGUAAAGUGGGUAGAAAAUCCCGUCCAUUUCUAGCGCUGGUUGUAUUACUAGAUUAAUUAUGGAUCUACAUGUUAUUUGAAAUGACAGCAGUGCUGCUGCCUAACGUUCUUGAAAGGUUUACUUGCAAAUAAAUGCAUAUGAUAUGUGAGAGUCGUGCAACAUAUAGAUGGCAUCGAACGAUUCUAUCGUAUGUAUUUUAUCUUCCAAAUUACAGCUGCAGGAUAGUCCAUAAGUACCCAAGUAC